UAUAUCCGCUUUUGAUGCAAGCUGAGUUAUACUGAAAUAUAUAAUUUGGACUUUAAAUCCGUUUUUGUCGUUUAUAAACAACGAUUAUGAUUAAUCUUAUUUCUGCGUAUGUUUGGUGUAGCACAUUUCUUUUGAUACGGGUGACUGGUGCAGGAAAUUGUCCAAAGAGAAUCAAUGUAGACGGUUCACCAGAAUGCUGCGUAGACUACUACAAUGUUGGAAACGAGUGUAGAGAGUGUCCCCCUGGGUAUUACGGGGAUAACUGUUCCAGACCAUGUCCGACACCACUAUAUGGAAUUAGAUGCACUCUGAACUGUGACAAUUGUUCAAACUGUAAUCAUAUAUAUGGCUGUGGAGACGCUACAGAGGUGGACACAAAUACAGUAGACAAUUUUAUAUCCCCAGAGUCUACGGUGAAAGUUACAGAAAAUGCAACGCAUGAAGGAAAUGGUAACGAGACGUCUGAGUUUCACAUCAAUGUUAUUUUUACAGCAAUUGUGAUAACAUCCGGGACACUAAUAUCCUUGGUGAUACUGCUUAUGGUUAUAGGUGAAAUAUGUAGAUACAAGAAAUGUUCAGGUCUUAGGAAUGCAAAUACAGUGUCGUAUGGAACGGACGAAGUAAACGACAAUUAUGCAGAAAUUAAUGAGUUGAUGGCUGAUGUAGUUUUACUCGAGGAUAACGAGAUUACAGGUUCAAAAGAAUGUAUCAGUAAUGUACAUCCACCUUUCACUGAGAUAGAGGAAAUCGGAUGUGAAGAAUAUGUCUACAGCACUGUAUGCAAAGAAAAAGUUCUUCCAAAGGAUACAAUCAGACCACAACUUAAUGUGAACAGUGGUCAAAAUAGCAAAGAGAAGAACAAGCAGGAAUCGGAUUUUGACUUACAAAGCAAUACAAGCACUGUGAACUGUUUUGGAUUGAGGAAUUUGAGUGAUAGUUUUGACAUCCUUUAUGUUGCUGAUGUUUAUGUAAAUGAAAAAACUGAAUUGACGUAUUUCUGAUAUUUCAUGGAAAUUAAACCUUGUUUAAAUAUCUUAACAAGUUUAUGAAAUGAUUCAAACUUUAGGGCACUUGGGAAAUAUAAACUAUAGUGGAAAAACUUAGUGUCAAGAACUGAUUAGAUCUUACACCUUUCAUUGUUUUGACAGUUGCUGGAAAAUAUAAAUAUCUUUGACUGACGGAAUUAUAUAUGCUGAUGCACAUUCACAUUGAUUGACUUUGGUACUGUUAAUAGACAGUCUCUGCUUCAUUCAUCAUUAGAAACUGGCCGAAAAGGAAUUGUUGAAUGAUUUAUUAGACAGGGAAACGAAGGUUGAUCUCAUAUCUCCGACUAAAUCGGCAUGUAUCAAAAGGUAGAAGGGAGUGGGGGUCAAAAAUAUACGAUCCUCUACCAUGCGGACUUCGGACGUGGUUUGAGACAAUGAAUAUGAUUUAUUAUUCAAACUUUUUUCCUUUACGUAAAUACUAAUGCAUUGAAAGAUUUGUUAUAUAAAGAUAAUUGUCAGGAACCUGUAUAUAUAUUUUUUUCGAAUAAAGAGUUUAAAUAGAUGCAAGUGUAUAUGCUAAAAUAUUGAAUAUAAUACCGACAAGAUUAUUUUUUGUUAGGUUUUUCAUGGUGUCAGUGUCAACUCUUGUGUAGAACUUAUCACAUUGAUUGUAAAUCUUAUCACAUCCUAUAAGGUUCACAUUCGGUCCCAAUGU
Ostrea edulis (European flat oyster) is the source of this 1701-nucleotide messenger RNA. RefSeq lists its product as uncharacterized. The transcript has 4 exons. NCBI's taxonomy places the organism in Eukaryota, Metazoa, Mollusca, Bivalvia, Ostreida, Ostreidae. The record is from RefSeq and is a predicted model, not a curated record. Bases 87 to 1001 code for a protein of 304 amino acids.